GCCAAGAGCAUUAGCAACAAAGGCAAACAUGGUGCCUAGCACUAAGCUACUGGCGUUGCUCUUUGGGCUGGUGGCUCUCACCGCUUGCUCAAAUGCUGGAUAUGAGAAGCCCCCACUAGAGAAACCACCCCCAAUUUACAUGCCUCCACCAUUUGAGAAACCACCUCCAAUUUACAAGCCUCCACCAUAUGAGAAACCCCCCAUUUUUAAACCACCUCCAAUUUACAAGCCACCAUAUGAGAUGCCCCCCAUUAUGAAACCACCUCCAAUUUACAAGCCACCAUAUGAGAAGCCCCCCAUGCCCCCCAUUGUGAAACCACCUCCAAUUUACAAGCCACCAUAUGAGAAGCCCCCCAUUGUGAAACCACCUCCAAUUUACAAGCCACCAUAUGAGAAGCCCCCCAUUGUGAAGCCACCUCCAAUUUACAAGCCACCAUAUGAGAAGCCCCCCAUUGUGAAGCCACCUCCAAUUUACAAGCCACCACCAUAUGAGAAACCCCCCAUUGUGAAACCACCUCCAAUUUACAAGCCACCACCAUAUGAGAAACCCCCCAUUGUGAAGCCACCUCCAAUUUACAAGCCACCACCAUAUGAGAAACCACCAUUUAAGAAACUGCCUCCUUAUGGGAAGUACCCUGGUCACCCUGCUACUACUGAGGAUGAGAUCCAAGAGGAGACCCCCCUCUCCUACAAGCCACCACCAAAGAAGCUCCCUCCUCUAAAGCCUCCUCCGAAGCUCCCUCCUCUAAAGCCUCCGCCAGUCAUGAAACCACCACCAAAGAAGCUCCCUCCUCUAAAGCCUCCUCCUAAGAAGCCCCCACCAUACUAUCAUCCACCUCCAUAUUUCCAUUUCUAGUCUUUCCCUAUGCCAGCAACCUAAAUAAAAGACCCUGGGCUCUUCUUUUUGUUCAAGUAAUUGGUUCCACAAGUACUAACCAGUGGCAGAGCUCUAAUGACAUGGAUGAUCCUGGUUUAGUGCUUCUUUAAGCCAUUUCAUGUUUUGAAAAAAUUUCAUGUCGGUGUGAUCUCUUGUUGUUAAUAGUUGCUGAAUAUGUGUUGAAGGUGGACUUGUAUUCAUGCUACUAUCAGGUUGAUAUUUAGCUUCUUUAUAUACUUGUCUAUGUUAUUUCUGGCAA
Molecule: messenger RNA, 1136 nt
Organism: Amborella trichopoda
Lineage: Eukaryota; Viridiplantae; Streptophyta; Magnoliopsida; Amborellales; Amborellaceae
Source: RefSeq, a predicted model, not a curated record